AUGUAUUAUCAAGCCAUCACAAAAUUCGGAGACUACUUCGCACUGCUGAAGAAUGUAUGGAGCAUGAUGGUUGGUAUGGUCCCAUCGAUGAUGGCGAUUUUCAUUGUGCAAUAUAUCUGGAUCAUAAGGAUAUGGACUGUCAACCAUGGGGAAAAGCGGACUUUCCUGGCCGCUAUACAAGGCACAAUUGUCCUUGUUGACUUCGGUGUUGCAUGUGGGUGGGUUGGUCAAACAUGGACGUCGGAGGAUAUACUCAGCUCGAAUCCAUGGUUGGCUCUUGUUGCAAUCAUGCUCGUCACCUUCACGGAUCUUGUCAACUGCUCGACCCUCACAUAUUUGCUCUGGCGGACGAGGAACGGCCUCGUAAGGUAG
Messenger RNA from Punctularia strigosozonata HHB-11173 SS5, 372 nucleotides. RefSeq lists its product as uncharacterized. The record is from RefSeq and is a predicted model, not a curated record. Bases 1 to 372 code for a protein of 123 amino acids. The transcript is spliced from 9 exons. NCBI's taxonomy places the organism in Eukaryota, Fungi, Basidiomycota, Agaricomycetes, Corticiales, Punctulariaceae.